This is a messenger RNA of Drosophila biarmipes, 667 nucleotides long. Its product is annotated as macrophage mannose receptor 1. The record is from RefSeq and is a predicted model, not a curated record. The transcript is spliced from 3 exons. Bases 16 to 546 code for a protein of 176 amino acids. Lineage: Eukaryota; Metazoa; Arthropoda; Insecta; Diptera; Drosophilidae.
GGAAGUAUAUUCAGUAUGCUUUCCAUAUUGCUAAUUAUCUGUACCCUGCGGUUGUGGGUAAUAGCUGUCGAUAACGGUGAGAAUUUAGAGCUUUCAUUUGUUCCGAAAUGCAACCCUCUUAUUCAUUGCGACGCAUAUUUUUCUGUGGCGGGUUUUGCCGAGGUAAACUGGCUGGAAGCCAACUUUAUAUGUAAUAGAGUGGGAGCCGUUUUAGCAACGGUAAGAAAUGAGGAACAGCAUCAACUAAUGCUUCACUACGUACAUAAGAAAGAAUUUUUCUUUGGAAACCAAACUUUCUGGAUGGGCGCCACAAAUAUGGUGGAGCACAGCUACUUUUGGACUUGGCUGAGUACUGGCAUCCCCGUAACUUACGCUCAGUGGGCAAACGAGGAACCCAAGUCCGAUCAGACUGGCAAAGACGCCUGUUUGAUCCUAGGAGCAGACCUUUUGUGGCACAGUGCUCCAUGUAAUGAAAAGCAUAAUUUCAUCUGCGAAAAUGUUUGCCUACUAAAGUAUACAUCGUUAGACAAAAAGGUUUAUAUCUAAAACGGUAUAUUGAAGUUUAGAAAUGGCUAUUUCAACUUAAAAAUAUCAAUUAAAAUUUCUACAAAAAAGUAUUUAAAAAAUAAAAGAGGUUUUAUGAAAGCAAUCCCAAACAGCAAAUAAA